This is a messenger RNA of Hirsutella rhossiliensis, 648 nucleotides long. Its product is annotated as optic atrophy 3 protein (OPA3) domain-containing protein. Lineage: Eukaryota; Fungi; Ascomycota; Sordariomycetes; Hypocreales; Ophiocordycipitaceae. Gene Ontology annotation, cellular component: mitochondrion. Gene Ontology annotation, biological process: regulation of lipid metabolic process. The record is from RefSeq and is a predicted model, not a curated record. The coding region runs from base 1 to 648 and encodes 215 amino acids. The transcript is spliced from 2 exons.
AUGGUGCCGCUGCCUCUGUUCAAGCUCGCCGCGCUCUUCGUGCGGCACGUCUCCAAAUACGGCGCGAACCGCAUCAAGGCGCAGGCCCACGACCACCCUCGGUUCCGCGCCUUUGCCGCCAGAUACGGCCAGGCCAUACACCAGCUCAACAUGAGGCUCUCGGUGGCCAUCCUCCGAGACCCCGAGGCCGAGCGGCGGGCCAAGGAAAAGGCCGAGGCGCCCACGGUCAAGACGGAGGAGCAGACGCGCCGCGACGAGGCAGCCAAGGUGCAGUCCAAACCAGACCCGUCGUCGUCGGGCCGCAACAAGUUCCCCUUCCAGAACGUGUGGAAGCGAAAGUUUCGCCCCCUGCCGGAAGCCAAGGCCGUCGACCUUUUCGCCGACGUCACCGGCGACGCCUUCAUCCUGGGCGUCGCGGGGGGGCUCAUCAUAUACGAGUACUGGAAGGCGUCACAGAAGCCCGACAUCAACAAGGAACGGAUAGACGACCUCAACCGGCGCUUCGAGGAGCUCCAGAGGCGGGAGGACGAACUGGCCGACUCCGAGGAGAAACAGAGGCAGAGGUUCGAGUCCCUCGAGGCGGCGCUGAGGGCGUUGCAGGAUCCAAAGACAAAACAAACUCUGCUGCCGGCUUUGAAGGAGACUUGA